AUGGUCUUCGACUUCUUCGACCCGCCCGCACGGGCAGCGGAUUGGAGGGUGGAAGCCUGGGGAGUGCUGAGCUCCUCGGAAAGGAAGCGCAUGGAAGCGAGAAAGCUGUUGGAUGAGGCAAUCAACUGCGUGGCAGAGGCUUUUGGGAACAGCUCGAGCUCGCCGCCGAAGGUGCUGGUUUUGGGCUGUGGUCUCUCACCCUUGGUUUUCACUUUGGCGGAUCGCCUGCCAUUCGUGAAGACGGGAUGUAUGGAGUUGUCACCGACCUUACUGGAGAGCCUCGAGGCCAUGGCAUGGUCAUUGCCGCGGCGGCCCCAGUUCUUCGUGCAGGCGGACAUUACGGACCUGCGACGAAGACGUGGUCGAGAUCACCAGGUGCUAAGUCCGGGGUCCUUUGACGUGCUGGUGGACGAGAAUGUCCUGGAUGGUUUGGCGUGUCGCUUCCCUGCGCAGCGAGGCCUUGAGUCCCUGCGCGAGGCCCUGCGCGGCAUCGCAUGGCUAUUGAAGCCUGGAACUGGCCGCUUGCUCACGAUCUCCUUUGCACCCCUGACGGUCGAGCCGCACAGGGAAGCCUUUGAUGACUGGGUGCUGCUGCCGCCGUGCGCGCUUCAACGUGAGACGAUUCAUGUGGCAACAUGGGCACCCAAGGGUGCCAGAGAAAAUGCUGCUGCUCGAGAGACGUAUGCAGUUUCACCUUGUACACCAUCUGAGAAAUCACUCUCUCCUUUUCAGGAGGCGUUGAACUUCCUGGAUGCGGAUCCCUUGUGGCUCUUCGGCAUCGCAGAUCCCGCUACACAGCGGGCGUUAGAGAAGACUGCAGUGGUGCCCAUGCUGAGAUGUAUGGGGCAACGGCCCUGCAUCGAAGAGUGGUUCUCGUACCUGAACGCCGACGAACAGGGCGAUGCUCCCUUUAGAUGGGUGGUCGAAAGCUUCGCUGAGGUGGAGCUGCCCGAGCCCUGGACCUCCUUCAAGGGGGUCGGCUCGGUGGUUUGCUACCUCAACAACGAGACCAAUGAAACCACCUGGAAACAUCCUUUUUAUGACUACUUCGCGCAGCUGUUGAACCACUGCAGAAGAUCAACGAAUGAAGAGCACAUUAAGCUCCGAAUCAACCGAGUCCUUUGGUCUUAUGAGGCAGAGUCUCAGACCGAUGUGCAAUCCCAGAUGCCGCUGGUCUCUCCGAAGUACGUGAAGAUCUUGGCGGAGAUCCUCGACUGUGAACUAGUGACGGAGCCCUUCAUGGUUCGAACGCUGAAGACCUUCUUAAAGGCCUUUUCUCAGAUGUACCACGAUGGCGAGUUAGACACACAAGAGGUCAUCUAUUGCCUGGACAUCGUGAAGAACGAGCGAGCCAAAGCAUCCGUGGCCAAGCAGCUGAACAUCGAUGAGGUUGACAUCGAUGACUUGGGCGGCCAAGGGCAGAUGUAUUGUGUGGAGUGCCUCCACACUGAAGCCAAUGUGGCCCACUUGUAUUGUCCGGAGUGUGGCGAUAGCCUUUGCUUGAACUGCUUUGAGAAGCUCCAUGCCAAGGGGCAUCGCGCAACCCACGAGCCGAACCACUUCAUCCUUUGUGUCAUGUGCAAGGUGAUGCCAGCCAAAUUGCAGUGCACCUACACGCGAGGGAAGUACUGCAGUGACUGCUAUCACAGAAAACAUGCGAAGACGCUGCCGAAGUUCUUAGACCUGAAACCGCUCAAGAUCGACUACAAACGCUCCGCCAAGUUGGAACGAGAAGAGAAAGCGCGGAAGGAAGGCGCGACGGAAGCGAAACGGCGCGCGCGGCAAGGGGGCGGGGGUGUGUCCCAUCCAAGCAUGGAAGCCGAAGGAUGGAUGUUCUGUAUGGGGCGUGAAGAGCUGAAUUAA
This is a messenger RNA of Durusdinium trenchii, 1863 nucleotides long. NCBI's taxonomy places the organism in Eukaryota, Dinophyceae, Suessiales, Symbiodiniaceae. The record is from the annotation of a GenBank genome assembly.